AUGCGUUUGUCGCUCGUUCAAUUGCUGCUCUGCUGGAGCGCAUUGGGCUGGAGUGGGACGAGUUGUGGUCAUAUUCUUGGAAUCUUCGUUCAGGUGCAUCGUUCGCAGCUGCUUGUCUAUACGGCUGUGGCUCGAGUACUGCUCCAACAUGGACAUCAGUUGACUUUGAUCACCACAUUGCCGCUGGACAGUGAGUUGGAGCUCGACGGCAAUCUCACGCAUAUACUUGUGCCCUGGAAGCAGUCAGCGGAGAAUGCGAACCUAUCCAAAGAUCUCUUCACACGACUGCAGCGCACUUAUGAGCGACUGGAGGAUGCCGAGCAGCUUCUCAACGAACCCGAAUGGCAGGCCUUUAUGGCUCAUAAUCCUACGCCUGCCUAUGAUCUCUUGCUGUUGGGCUAUCACUUUAACGAUCACUUGUUGGGCGUGGCCGCGCACUUUAACUGUCCCGUCGCCAUAAUUACAACCCAACAGCCCAUAAGCUUUGUGCACAGCUUGCUGGGCAAUCCCGAGGAGCGCUGGUAUGUGCCACAGCCCUACGAUAAAAGGCAGCGCACUGGUUGGAGGGCAUUAGCAUUCGGUGUGUGGGAGAAGGCCACGGAGCUGAUGGCGCGACGAGUUAUGCGACGCAUUUACAGCAAACACUUCUCGCCUUCACAUUAUCCCAGCUUCGACCAGAUGCGUCAGAGAGUGGUGCUGGCGCUCAACAAUCAUCACAUGAUCAGUGAAGGUCCCAUUGCGCCGCUGCUGCCCAACAUGCUGGACAUUGGUGGCAUAUGCAUGGAGCAAGGCUUGAAAGCUAUAGAUACGGAUAUCGGGUACACUCGUCCCUUUAUCUACUUCAGCCUGGGCACACGUUUCAGCUGGCAUACAGUCCCAUCUGAUUUUGUGGCCAUCUUCGUGGAGGCCUUUGCCCAGCUGCCUGACUAUGACAUCUACUGGACCUACGAUGGCAGCAACGAUAGCGUCAGUAGCAUAAGUGGAACUCAUUCGAACAUAAAGCUAUCGCAGUGGUGGGGCCAACAACAGCUGCUCGCAAGUGGACAGAUUCAGCUUUUCAUCACACACGGCGGCAAGGGAAGUCUAACUGAGGCGCUCUAUUAUGGUGUUCCCAUGCUGGGACUACCUUUCUUAGGCGACCAGCACACAAAUUUGAGGCGCAUGAGCCGCAAGGGCUGGGGUCUUUAUCGGAACCCAAGAAAUUUAAGCUCCGCAUCACUGUUAACUGCGUUGCGUGAGCUGCUGAUGGUUUCUCAAUACAGGGAAAAUAUCAGAAGUAGUUCUCGGCUGUAUCGUGAUCGUCCUUUGAAUGCAAGCGCCCUGACAGCUUACUGGUUGGAGUAUGUCAUGCGACAUGACGGGGCUACACAUCUGCAUAAUCCAGGGAGGAUGUUGAAUUGGUGGCAGUACUACUUGCUAGAUGUUUAUGCCACAAUUUAUGGCUGCUUGCUGGCGGUAAUAAUAAUACUUCGGCAUCUCGACGGGCGAACGUAA
This is a messenger RNA of Scaptodrosophila lebanonensis, 1494 nucleotides long. RefSeq names its product UDP-glucuronosyltransferase 1-1 (gene Ugt307A1). Bases 1 to 1494 code for a protein of 497 amino acids. The transcript is spliced from 2 exons. Gene Ontology annotation, molecular function: UDP-glycosyltransferase activity. NCBI's taxonomy places the organism in Eukaryota, Metazoa, Arthropoda, Insecta, Diptera, Drosophilidae. The record is from RefSeq and is a predicted model, not a curated record.